Populus trichocarpa (black cottonwood) is the source of this 1051-nucleotide messenger RNA. RefSeq lists its product as uncharacterized. The transcript has a single exon. Lineage: Eukaryota; Viridiplantae; Streptophyta; Magnoliopsida; Malpighiales; Salicaceae. The record is from RefSeq and is a predicted model, not a curated record. The coding region runs from base 289 to 717 and encodes 142 amino acids.
UUGUCUGAAUCAAACACAUUUUGUUUUAUAAUUUCAAAAUAGAAAGAAAAAAAUAAUUACAAAUAAACUUGUUAUGUUUAGUUUUUCUUUCCCUCUCUCUCUUCAAACAUAUUCACUCACUGUUCCAAUGUUCUUUUCUUUUGAAGAAAGCCGAUUUAGGGAUUCAAAGGAUGGUCGGGACGAAAGGGAAGCGAACAGGCCAGCAACUUAUGAUUCCGGCAACGAGAGGAGAAACCACGAGGUAAGGGAGAUGACCACAGUGUAUGGGACCAUGAUGGUUACUUGAAAAUGGAGGCUGAGCCGCCACCACAUGUGAGGAACAGACCUGCGUUUAGGGAGAAGAAGAUUCCAGUGACGACUGACAAUCCUGACAAAGCAGCUGUGGAACCUCCAACGUCAAGCCAUUCUGGUCGUCCUGUGUACAUCAGUGAAAGUAGGGAGGAAAGAGACCAUAACCCUCGCCAUAUAGACAGGUCUGAAAGGCCAGCUGCUGGAAAUAGAGGAGACAUGCUGAGGGGUGGCCUUCCAUCAAGAGAAAGAUAUGGUGGUGGAAAUUAUAGGGGAAGAGGGAGAUUCAGUGAGAGGCAAGGUCAUCGCCCAAGUGGUAUGCAAGGAGAGAAAUGGAAGCAUGAUUUGUUUGAUGAUGCUAACAAGAGUCCGACCACCAAGAACGAAGAGGAUCAAAUUGCGAAAAUCGAAAGACUCUUGGCUUCAUAGGAAUACAGAGGAUGGCGUGAAGUUUUUGAUCUGCAUAAUGUUAGUGCCCGUUGUGUUUCUUAAUCAGAUCAAGACGUUAAUUUUUCUUUUCUUUUUUUGUGUUGGCGUUUCCCCCUAUCAAGAUUUAAAUGUUGUGCGAACGCCCUGCUUAUGGCUCAUAUAGUUUUGAGCGCAUUUUGGAGACGUUUACUGUACCUUCUCAUUUUUUUUUCCUGGCCUUAAGGGGGAUUUGAACUCGAGAUCCUUGGAAAAGGUACACAACCGCUGGUGGCGCGGCAAGCAUUUCACUUGUACACGGUCAUUUAUUAAAAUUGUGGUAAAAAACAUUUGGUAA